UGCCUCUCCUCGCUGCACCGGAUAACCUGCAUCCGCGCGCACCGGGUGGGGAGUUCGCGCAGCGGACUGAGCCUGCGCGAAGUCGGCGGAGACGCGUGCCUACGGGAAGGUGGCCGGGAAGGAGGGCCUGGCCCUAGAGGGGAAAAGCCAGAGAUGGACCUUGUGAGAUUCGCCCGGCUCUUCUCCGGCCCUCGCCCAGUGGGACUGUAUGCCCUUCAGCACCUUGACCCUCUCAGAGCCAAAUGGGCAGGAGGCAGGGAGGGGCCUAAAUGGCUGAGGGCUUCGGGGCUGACACAAGCCUGCAGCAGCUCUCCCUCUCAACUGCCCCUUGGCCAGGGGAACCAGAAGAACAGGAGCAGCGUCAGCUCUGACCUGAGCCAGCCCGGCCCCAUGGCCACUCAGGAGGAAGAGGAAGAGAGCUUUGGGACCCUCUCCAACAAAUAUUCCUCAAGGAGAAUGUUCCAAAAAUCGACAGCCCAGUUGUAUAACCUACGGCUCAGGGAACAGAGUGCUGACGAAGAUGAGGAGAGGGACCUGGAGCCAAAGCCAUGGCGGGGCCGGAAAAACACCCCUUACUGGUACUUCUUCCAGUGCAAACACCUGAUCAAAGAAGGAAAGCUGGCAGAGGCCCUGGAGCUGUUUGAGAGGCAGAUGCUGAAGGAGGAGCGACUCCAGCCCCUCGAAUGCAACUACACGGUGCUGAUCGGGGGCUGCGGGCGAGCCGGAUACCUGAAGAAGGCCUUCAGGCUCUACAAUGAUAUGAAAAAGCGGGACCUGGAGCCCUCAGAUGCCACAUAUACGGCCCUGUUCAACGUCUGCGCUGAGUCCCCCUGGAAGGACUCUGCUCUGCAGAGUGCCCUGAAGCUCCGGCAGCAGCUCCAGGCCAGAAACUUCCAGCUCAACUUGAAAACAUACCAUGCACUGCUGAAGAUGGCCGCCAUGUGCGCAGACCUCAGGAUGUGCCUCGAUGUGUUCAAGGAAAUUGUCCAGAAAGGGCAUGCAGUCACCGAGAGGACCUUCAGCUUGCUGCUCAUGGGCUGCAUCCAGGACAAGAAGACGGGUUUUCGAUAUGCCCUGCAGGUGUGGAGGCAGAUGCUGAGUCUGGGGCUGCAGCCAAGCCAGCAUGGCUACAACCUGCUCCUGGGGGCAGCUCGAGACUGCGGCCUGGGGGACCCGGAGGUGGCCUCGGCACUGCUCCUGAGGCCCAGGGAGGAGACAGUCUUGCUCCAGCCCCUUGCAGGUGGGUUUCGGGCAAGGAGGAGAGCCCAGGCCCGGGGGGGCGACGGCAUGUCAGUCAGGCUGGACGUGGAGGCCCUGGAGAGGCAGCUGUUUCUGGAACCUUCUCAGGUGCUUGAGGGCCCUCUGGAGCCUCAGGAAGCCAGAGGCCCCAGCAAGGCCCAGCCCGAGGUGGAAACCAAGACAGAGCCUGACCACAUGGUGGCCCUCACUUCUUUGGCCCCAGAGCCUUCUCCCCGGGGGCCGGAGACCAACCUCCUGACCUUGGGAGCAGUCUCCCCAGCUGUGGUCUCCUUUGGGACUGUGACCACCCCGGCUGACCGGCUAGCCUUGAUGGGGGGCCUGGAGGGCUUCCUGGGCAAGAUGGCAGAGCACGGGCUCCGACCCAACAUCAAAACCCUCACACUGCUUGCUGAGGUGGUGGAGCCCGGGAGUCCCGCGGAGUCCUCACUGCUGACCGUCCUGGACAUGCACCAGGUGGAGGCUGAUGUGACGUUCUUCAACACGCUGAUGAGGAAGAAGAGCAAGCUUGGAGAUCUGGAGGGGGCGAAGGCUCUGCUGCCACUCCUGGCAAAGAGGGGGAUCCUUCCCAACCUGCAGACGUUCUGCAACCUGGCCAUUGGGUGCCACAGGCCGGGGGACGGCCUGCGACUACUCGCAGACAUGAAGAAAUCCCAGAUGACCCCCAACACCCACAUCUACAGCACCCUCAUCAACGCCGCCCUCAAGAGGCUGGACUACACCUAUCUCAUUGACAUCCUGAAGGACAUGAGGCAGAACAGAGUCCCAGUGAAUGAGGUGGUCAUCCGCCAACUGGAGUUUGCAGCCCAGUACCCACCCAGCUUUGAUCGGUACAAAGAGAAAAACACCUACUUGGAGAAGAUUGAUGGCUUCCGAGCUUAUUACAAGCAGUGGCUGAAAGUGAUGCCAGCAGAGGAAACCCCCCACCCGUGGCAGAAGUUCCGGACCAAGCCCAAGGGGAACGAAGACGCCAUCACUGAGGCUGACGUGGACAGAGGCCUUGGAGGCAGGUGAAGGGAGGCCCCGGGGGACUUCCGGCAGAGCUGGAACAGAGUGCAUGGUGUUUACAGGGCUCCAUGGGAGCCCCGGGAUGCUUUCCAUAGCUGACCCACAAAUGUGUUCCAGUGGCCUCCAGCGCAAGGGAAUGGUCGGGCCCAGAGGAAGCGCUGCAGCAUUCUGCAGGCAUUGGUACAAGGACACACUAGGCCCAGGGCCUGACGAGUCCAUGGCAGAUCCAAGAGCAAACCGGCUGAUCUUGGCACGCCCUCUCAGGUCAUCCUUGCCCCCAUCACCAAUGGGGAAAGUGAACUGGCUCAGAGUCACACAGCACCUACAAGGUGGAGUCAGGAUUGAGUCCCAAGGGUGACGGGUCACUGGGGUCUGGUGCUCACCCACUGGGUUCUACAGAUGGCUGGCUCUCUGAAAGAACAAAUGCAGGGCCCAAAAGGUUUAAAAGUUUUAUUUCUACAAAUCACAGCUGAUAAACACCAAAGCCUUAACAUGUAGAGACCAUGCUCCCACUCGGGCCUGGAGCACCGCUCUGCGAGAAGAGCUGCUCCCAGGAGAAGGCGUGAUGGGACAGGCAGAAACCUGCGAAGUCCAAGGUUCAGGGUGAAGAGAGGUCGGGGCCCGAGGGCCUCAGCCAGAGCAGCCCCGACAGCCGCAGUGCGUGCACUCGAUGAUCCGGCCCUGCAACAGAGGACAGCUGAGACACCGCACUUCCCCCACGCGCGGCAAUCCUCCCACCAAGAAGGUGGUGGGACAUUCACGAUCUACCGUGACACUCUCCAGAGUGUCUGCAGGACACUCUUCAGAAAGCCCUCCAUGAUGGAUGGAAACAGCUACUGUGGACCCUGAAGCUACACUUCUGUGCACUUAAUAUAUGCAAAUUCUAUGUGCAUGCUUAUGCCCCCACCACAAAAGGAAAAAAAAAAACCUGUGAGCAAUUCUUGUUAUUCUAUGAAGUGAGCAUGACACACCCUUCAAUGCGCUGGAAGUUGGGUCUGUGUACUACUUGGGGCUCAGUGCCAGGGGCCUCUGGGCUGGGGAACUUUCUCGUGGGGGCACCGGGAAAGAGGACAUACACCUGAAUCUAUAUGGCAGCCAAAGAGUCCUAUCCCCUGGACCAGGUGGGCCCCAAUGUCUGGCUGGGGGCUUGCCCAACAGAAGGCCCUAGAGCAGUGAUUUGUCUUGAUUUUCCUUUUUCCUGUUUUGGAGGAGCAAGACCCUUACCUAAGCAAACAAGAUCAGAAGGUGAAACCCAACUAAAGCUAAAGCAGGCUCUAUCCUGGCCGCAGGGCUGGGGCAGCACCCCAGACCCAAUGCCACCACAGAAUCCUGGGGCUCUCAGAGGGGAGGCUUCUGCCACUUCACCACCCCUCCCUGCCCCUACCAGAAAAUUCACACCCAGAUUCUUCCCUUGGGGAGGCAGCCCUCUUCGAUGCCCCCUGCCCUUUGGCCUUCCAUGUGAUUCAGGGAGACAGAGCUACCUGCUGAGCUAAAGCCCCGUGCCUGGAGUCAAAGCUCUGUAAACUGUAACUAGUGUGCAGCAUAGAGGGACCCUGUGAUGAGGCGCCUGUGUGACAGGUGGCCAACUGGGAGGCAGGCAGUCCAGUCUGACCACCCGGCUCGGCCCACAACGAGCAGCCAAGGGUGCUUCACUCAAAGGCCACUAAGGCUAACAUCACAGUAACUGUCUGCCUCCUUCUCUAGCUCCAGUUCAGAGAGGCUGAUGCUGUAAGCUCAGCUACUGCACACCCAGCAUCAUUCCGGAGCUCCCCAGAGAACAAGAUUCUGACAGAAGAAAUACAGUGUAAUUCUGAGGAAAAGGAGGCCUGGAAAAAAGGGUACCUGAAGAGUGAGCCCCAGAGGGGAAGGACAGGAAUGUCUGCUUACUGGCCUGUGCUUCCCUGACUCAGCCUUCCCACCCCCAGGUCAUACAUGAGGAAGGACUUCAGUAACUUGCCCAAGGGUGGAGUUGAGACUGACCCCCCCAGACCUAACACGCCAUUGCUGCCAAACUGCCGGGUGUGGGUUCCCCGAGAGAGCGAUUCCCUCUCUUGGGAAUGGCCAGCAGGCCAUCCAGCAAUAAGGACUACUUUCCAGCCCAACAAAACAGUGUAAAAUCCCCUGGCGUCACCCAGGACACACUUCUGAACUGAAAAAGGAACCUCCAACUUGAUCAUCAGAUGUUACAGGGGCGGAGACCUCACUUACCACUUCCAGCUUGCUUUUGGGGACCCGGCAAAUGCAAUUCGUCCCAAAAUUGGUGUCCCGUGUCUGAAUGCACCGCAGGCAGCAUAAAUUCUCAUACCCCUGCUUUUUCCAUUUUGCGAUCAGGUUUUUGUCUGCGUAGCCUUCUUUAAUACAAUAUUCAUAUAGUUCUGUCCAAAAAAUGGGGAAAGGGCAUCAGACCACGGUAUAACACAGCUGCUCCAACCCAUCACCACUCUUCCUUAAAAAGACUAUUUCGCCAACAGUGGUCCCUCCCCGCCUUUUUUAGUGAUAAGACAAAUGACAUUUGCUAAGGCUGUAAGAAUAAGAACCAUUAAAUAAAUGUAAAAGCCA
This is a messenger RNA of Panthera uncia (snow leopard), 4824 nucleotides long. RefSeq names its product pentatricopeptide repeat domain 1 (gene PTCD1). Gene Ontology annotation, biological process: tRNA 3'-end processing. The transcript is spliced from 9 exons. Gene Ontology annotation, molecular function: tRNA binding; protein binding. The coding region runs from base 154 to 2271 and encodes 705 amino acids. The record is from RefSeq and is a predicted model, not a curated record. Gene Ontology annotation, cellular component: mitochondrial matrix. NCBI's taxonomy places the organism in Eukaryota, Metazoa, Chordata, Mammalia, Carnivora, Felidae.